Rhizopus microsporus ATCC 52813 is the source of this 1125-nucleotide messenger RNA. RefSeq lists its product as uncharacterized. The transcript has 2 exons. The record is from RefSeq and is a predicted model, not a curated record. Gene Ontology annotation, biological process: exocytosis. Bases 1 to 1125 code for a protein of 374 amino acids. Gene Ontology annotation, molecular function: guanyl-nucleotide exchange factor activity. Gene Ontology annotation, cellular component: Golgi to plasma membrane transport vesicle; cell tip. NCBI's taxonomy places the organism in Eukaryota, Fungi, Mucoromycota, Mucoromycetes, Mucorales, Rhizopodaceae.
AUGUCAACUUGCGAGCAUUGCAGUACAAUCAUUCAAUCUUUAAAGCAAGAAUUGGCCACAAAGAAUGAACAAUUAGAGAGGUUAUCAAUGGAUAUUCAAGCACUCAAUCAGAAAUAUGUAGCAGAAAUUGAACGUGUAGGCAACAUACAACAUGAAAAGGAUCUUGUAGAACACGAAUUAGAAGAACUAAGUCAACGACUAUUCGAAGAAGCCAAUGAGAUGGUUGCGGCAGAGAAAAGAGCACGAUAUCAAUUAGAAAAUGAGUUGCGACAAACACAGGAGCAUCUGGUCGCAGAAAAGACGCAACUUCAUGAAUUAAGGUUACGUUUAUUGUCGGCCGAUCAAGCGACGGAGGAGAUGCAUGAUGAAGAAAGGAAAAAGAGACAGAAUAAAGCCAAAUCAAUGCCUGUUAUAGCCAAAAAGAGCCCGUUUGAUGACAUUCAAUUGGAGUUAUUUCGCGAAUUUGUCGAUAGCAAACAGUUAACAAUAAAGAAACUGAAUCAGACUAGUUUCAUGAAGUAUUGCUUGAAUGAAGACAUUGAACCUUGCUUACGGUUUGGACCACAGUCAAAGCUUUCAACCAAGAAGAUGAUUGAUUCGUUGUCAAGGCAACCGUGCUUUAUUGAACAUAUCAACACAACUGACGCCAUGCCUCCAAGUCCUAGUCUGUGGAAUAGAUUAAGUAAUAAAUCAAAUCUAUGUUGCUCAGCAUGUGGAAGAUCAUCAUCGUCGAUUUGUACUACAAGCGAACAGGGACAACAACCCCAGCUAAACUAUAGAUUUAGAUUGAAUGAACAAGACAAUUGGUUGUUGAUUGAUCAGUAUUGCAGAGAUAGAUUAGUAGCCGUGUGCGAUUUCUUUGUCUUUGUUCGAAAUAUACAAUUAGGUCUUUAUUCUGACAGAUCCAUACACGACUUAUAUGCUGAAAAUAUUCGACUAAGGUUACAGAUGUUCUAUUCAAGAAUGGGUGCUCUACCUGUGCUACUGAAUUCAGUAGAAGAUGAUGUUAUUGACCAAGAAGACCCUUAUUUAUCUGAUAAUAGUAGUUUGGCUGGACCAAGUACUCCUAAAUUACCUCCUUCUUCUCUUGCAAAUCAAUGCAAUUUAGAUACAUUAAUUAAAUAG